CCCGGGAGGAGGGGAAAACGGGGGCUGUGGAGGAGGGGAGGUCGAGUGAAAAGCAGGUCCUGCCAUCCGGAAACCCGCUUCACACGCCGACACUUCCCUGCGGCUCCAUCCCGGUUGCAUCAUGUCCGAGUCCGAGUCAAGCGACAGCUACGAGGAGUGCCGCGCCACGGCGGACUGGCUGCUGGACAACACGCAAGUGCGCCCCCAGGUGGGGAUCGUCUGUGGCUCGGGCCUCGGGGGUCUGGCUCAGAUGCUCGAGGACCCGCAGGUCUUUGAAUACUCCGACAUUCCCAACUUCCCUCAGAGCACAGUGCACGGCCACGCCGGCCGCCUGGUGUUCGGGACGCUGCAGGGGAAACCCUGCGUGUGCAUGCAGGGCAGGUUCCACCUGUAUGAAGGCUACCCGGUGCAGAAGAUCACGCUGCCCAUGAGGGUCUUCAAGCUGAUGGGGGUCAAGACGGUCUUCCUCACCAACGCUGCCGGAGGCCUCAACCAGGACUACAAGGUCGGAGACGUGAUGAUCAUCAAGGACCACAUCAACAUGCCAGGCUUCGCCGGCGUCAACCCGCUGGCCGGACCCAACGAUGACCGGUUCGGGGUUCGAUUCCCGUGCAUGUCGGACGCGUACGACCGCGAGCUGCGGCAGCUGGCUCUAGACGUCGGCGCGGAGCUGGGCUUUGGUCCGUUCCUGAAGGAGGGCGUGUACUGUGUCCUGGGGGGGCCGUCCUUCGAGACCAUCGCCGAGUGUCGCAUGAUGCACAUCCUCGGCGCCGACGCUGUUGGCAUGAGCACGUCUCACGAGGUCAUCGUCGCCCGCCACGCCGGGAUGCGCUGCUUCGCCAUGUCGCUCAUCUCCAACCGAGCCGUGAUGGACUACGACAGCCGCGAGAAGGCGAACCACGAGGAGGUUCUGGAGACCGGCCGGCUCAGGGCCGAGCAGCUGGAGCGGCUGGUGUCCACCAUGAUCGGGCGACUGGAACACAACAGCUCCUGAGUCAAACAGCGCCCCCUUCAGGGCCACCUGGUUUCUACUUUUAAGAAAUUUUAAUUGCUAACUUAUAGAUUAUUUAUUGCUCGUCUACAUUCCAAGAUCCUCAGACGACCAGCGCAUCGGGCCGUCGUCACCAAGUCUGGAUUUAUUUAUACGAUCGUGUCACACUGAGAAGCUUGGCCUCAAAUAAAGAA
Messenger RNA from Synchiropus splendidus (mandarinfish), 1185 nucleotides. It is a transcript of the gene pnp5b, whose product is annotated as purine nucleoside phosphorylase 5b. Gene Ontology annotation, cellular component: cytoplasm. NCBI's taxonomy places the organism in Eukaryota, Metazoa, Chordata, Actinopteri, Syngnathiformes, Callionymidae. Bases 122 to 994 code for a protein of 290 amino acids. Gene Ontology annotation, molecular function: purine-nucleoside phosphorylase activity. The record is from RefSeq and is a predicted model, not a curated record. The transcript has 6 exons. Gene Ontology annotation, biological process: nucleoside metabolic process.